Podarcis raffonei (Aeolian wall lizard) is the source of this 1041-nucleotide messenger RNA. RefSeq names its product testis expressed 50 (gene TEX50). The record is from RefSeq and is a predicted model, not a curated record. NCBI's taxonomy places the organism in Eukaryota, Metazoa, Chordata, Lepidosauria, Squamata, Lacertidae. The transcript is spliced from 2 exons. The coding region runs from base 190 to 792 and encodes 200 amino acids.
UGAUUAUAUUGCCUGCAUUCAAAUCUCUCCAGUGCUCAGGCUGAGAGCUUGGUCAUGAUGGAAAGAUUUAUUUGAUUUAUUUAAGUCUUUUUUUAGACAAUGAAUAUGAACUUAAACAGUUAUUUGCUAAGAUUCCUACACAGGGAACAUCAAUUAGCAGAAGACAUUUCUUGCUGAAAAUUUCACAGAAUGUUUUCUCAAGGUCCUUGUCAGGUUUCUCUCCUUUGGACAGUCUUAUUGUUUCAAGAUGUUAUUGGCUUUUGUGAACGACCAGCUUGGACGAGAGUAGCUUGGGAAAUGACUCCACAGGAUCUGGAACUACUGGCGACUAAACAGCAAUCUAACUGUUUUCGUGAUUCGAUGUGUCAAGUAUGCCAUUGUUUUACUGGCUUAGGACUAUCCAAAGAGUCUCUAGAAGUUGUGUAUGCUGGUUGUAAAGUAGCAUUCCUCAUAGUGAGUGGUUUAGUUGUGCACUACCUGUUCAUCAAACUGAAACUGAAAUUGACACUGGCGAAACCCACAACGCCCUGUAGGACAAUUGUCCAAGCACCUGCAUUUCCAGUUGCUACCAAAGUGAAUGAUGAAUAUACCCACAACAUGGACAAAACGCUCUACAGGCUGGUGGCCAACACCUCCAAGAUGAUGAAAUACAUGAAGCAUGUUGCUCACCGUUACAAGAAAGAAGUCAAAUAUCGCAAAUUAAGCAAAAAGAGCAAAGCAGAUGAAUUUGAUGAAGACGAACAGUUCUUCCCAAUUUGUCCCCACAACCACAGCUCCAGUGGAGACACAUAAUGCAUGAAACCUAAAACCCCGGUUCUUCCCUGCUAUGUUCAGCUCUUCCUUUCACAAUCUUUCCAAUCAUACUCUUAAGUCAACAGGGUAGCACAAUAAAUGACAAAAAUCUCAACAUGCUUGAUCAACCUUUUUGAGAAGAAUUUAAUGAAGAAUCUUGUGGAUGAUUGAGGUGAAAGAGGCCCAAAUGAAAGGCUAUUAAACAUUUAUUUUUAAAAAAUCUAGCCAAAAAUUAAAGCCUGUAUCUGA